AUGGUGUUCUGGGCGUACUCCACCCAUGGCAAGGGCAAGGAGUCCGGGAACAAAGCCCAGUUUGAUAACCACCACCCACACUACCAGAGGCACAGCUGGACACUGAUCCAGUGUUGUUGCUGCGCUGGAAGUCGACCAGGUACUGCAAUCGACCUCCCCUUUGAGUCCAGCAGCUCACGAAUAGCAUACACCAGGGUCCUGUUGACCUCCCCCAGAGGAGGCGGCGCAUCUGCAGAUGAAGCCUUGUCCAACGGACCAGGGACAACAGAAUCAAGAGAUAUCAUGACUUCAACCACACUGAGAGCCACAGAACAUCCUGGCUAUGACAAUGACAGCUUCACCACACGCCCAGUUAUGACUUCACACGCUUGCACAUAUGCAAUCUGUAUUUUCUAUGCAGUAGCAAAUGUGAUCAUUAUCAUCCUGGGUGUUACUGGAAAUGGUUUGGUGAUCUGGAUUACAGGAUUUAAGGUGAAGAAGACCGUCAACAGCACCUGGUACCUGAGUCUGGCCGUGUCCGACUUCCUGUUCUGCUCAUUCCUGCCCUUUAUUGUCGUCUUAGUGAUUAAAAAUGAGUGGAUCUUUGGGCUCUUCAUGUGCAAGGUCAAGGUUUUCAUUUUGUUCCUCAACUGGUUCUGCAGCGUCUUCCUCCUCGUCAUCAUCAGUGUGGACCGCUGCGUGGUUGUAAUGUUUCCUGUGUGGGCUCAGAACCAUCGCACUGUAAGAAAGGCCUCCUUGAUAGUCGUGCUAGCUUGGAUCAGCUCGGCAGCUCUCAUUAUGCCAGUGCUGAAUUUACCCAAUUACAUCGAGGAACAUUGUGUGUAUGUUUACACUAAUUCUCACCAACUUGUUGCAGAAACGACAUGCCUAUUAAUUUUUUUAUUCGUGAUCCCGUACCUGAUCAUUCUCAUCUGUUAUGUCAUCAUCAUGCGAAAGCUGAAGUCCAACCAGACGGCGAGGUCCAAAAAGCCGUUCAAGAUCAUGACUGUGUUAAUCAUUACUUUCUUGAUCUGCUGGUUGCCUUUUCACAUUUUUUCUAUGAUGAACUUAAACUACCAGAAAUAUGCAAGUUUUUUCUAUACUGCCUUUACAAUUGCUGUCACCUUGGCCAAUGCCAACAGCUGUCUGAACCCGUUUCUUUAUGCAUUCAUGGGGAAGGAUGUUAAGGAGCAAUGUUAUACGCUCUUGUCGAAAAUUGAGAAUGCAGUUGGGGAGGAAGGCCCAGACAAAGACCAAAGGACCACUACUACCACCUCUGGAUGGAGUAAUCUGUGCAGCUCCUGCAGUCGAUGGCACUUGGUGCGAGCCCACAUCACCUCAUUUUACAAGGUUUCUAAUGAAGUGGUGAUCCAAUACAUGGACCACGGCAGCUACGAUACAAGUGGCUCCUCCAUGUCCUCCAGGAGAAGAUCUGAGAGGAACUGCAGCCAACUGUGCUCUGGAAGAGAUGACAUGAGGGGUCACUCUGCUUGCGCAGGCGGUGCUGCUGAACCGCACUUUGGCAAAGUGAGGAUUUGCCACAUGGGUGGGCAGUUUCUGAUCCAUCUGACCCCAUCUCUUUCACCCUGA
Molecule: messenger RNA, 1569 nt
Organism: Colossoma macropomum (tambaqui)
Lineage: Eukaryota; Metazoa; Chordata; Actinopteri; Characiformes; Serrasalmidae
Product: chemokine-like receptor 1
Exons: 7
Coding region: 1-1569 (522 amino acids)
Biological process (GO): complement receptor mediated signaling pathway; positive regulation of macrophage chemotaxis; regulation of calcium-mediated signaling
Cellular component (GO): plasma membrane
Molecular function (GO): G protein-coupled receptor activity; complement receptor activity
Source: RefSeq, a predicted model, not a curated record